AGCUCUACUACCUACACUCGAGUCGACACGCCGCAGAACUGAACGCGAACUGACGGGCUUAUGCUGAUGAUUCCUUGGCUUGGAUAUUUAUUUUGCUAAUUUACCAGCAUAUUUCUGACAGACAGUUGAAUUGCUAUACCUAUUCACCCGAAUUCGAGCAUAGAAAGUAGCCACCAGCACAUUCCCAAGAUAAGGCAGUGCCAGUUGAGAGCCCGCUGGCGGACAACUUGAUACCAUGUCGACUGUGCAACUGGCACCAGCACGUUUUUUUGAAGCUCAAAAGAGCAACUCUUUCGACCAAGGAAAUACCACAGGAGCAGACUGUGCCGAGGAAGGUGAAAUCGCCGUGGACAGUGACGUCCCUGACGACCAAUUCCAUGUGAACGAUUCUGAAGAUGAAGCUGAGAAUACCGACGGGAGCGCAGCAGAUGAGGAAGAAGAGAAGCUUGAAGAGGUUGAAGAGUCAGUCAGAGAAGAUAUGAAGAGGCUAGAGGAUACAUUCCCAGGAAUUUCGCGGAAGUUUCGGUUGAUCAACCGGAUUGGAGAGGGCACAUUCUCCACUGUAUACAAGGCAGAAGACCUAUUGUACGACUAUUAUCGAAACGAUUGGGAUACUUUUCAGGAACAGAACUGGCCAAGCCCUCCACCCAAGAGGCGGAGAUUGGGCGACGAGAGCGAUCACACUUUGCCUAGCAAACGAAGGAAACCUCGAUAUGUUGCAUUGAAAAAAAUAUAUGUAACAAGCAGCCCUAUCCGGAUUCAGAAUGAACUUGAGCUACUACAUGAUCUCCGAGGAUGCAAAUCUGUGUGCCCACUCAUUACUGCAUUCAGACAUCAAGAUCAAGUUGUGGCAGUCUUGCCCUUCUUUCCCCAUACCGAUUUUCGCAUCCAAUAUCGCACUUUUAUGGUUUCUGAUAUGCGUCAUUAUUUCCGGUCUCUAUUUACAGCAUUACAGUCAGUCCACAAGCAUAAUAUUCUUCACCGCGAUAUCAAACCCACCAAUUUCCUCUACAAUCCGGAGGUUCGAGAAGGUGUUCUAGUUGAUUUUGGACUUGCAGAGCGCGAGGGUUCUGAGUAUACGGGAACGUGCCUUUGCGCCUUCCCACCUCAUGUGCGCCGUGAACGGAUAGUGGGAAGCUAUUAUUCUACUCAUAUGUCGCCAGGAUCGUCGAUUGGCUAUCCCAAGAAUGACUCGAGGCCAUCAAGACGCGCCAAUCGGGCGGGAACGCGCGGAUUCAGAGCACCAGAGGUUCUAUUCAAAUGCACCUCUCAGACUACAAAGAUAGAUAUGUGGUCGGCUGGCGUUAUACUUCUGACCUUUCUCGGACGACGCUUCCCAUUCUUUAACGCUGCCGACGAUGUUGAUGCGAUGAUAGAAAUGGCAAGUAUCUUUGGCGCUCGUCGCAUGAAGGCCGCGGCGGCAAUACAUGGGCAAGUAUUUGAGACAAGUAUUCCGACUAUUGGAGAGAAAGGAUACAGCUGGGAAAGGCUGGUCAAGUGGGCAAGCUGCGUGGAGGAUUUGACAGAAAGUGAGAAGCAAGCGACACGCCUUCUCGCUAGACUUAUGGAAUUAGAUCCACAAAAGCGAUUGAGCGCCAAGGAAGCCUUACACCACGAGUUCUUCACGGAACCCAUUGAGCAUGAUGUUGAAUGGGGAGGCUAUGUCGGAGACAGUGCAGAUUCGGGUGAGGACGAAGGUGACGGGGCCGAAGAAGAAGUGGACGAAGUAGCCAUGCUUUAGAACUCGGAUUCGUGGAAACUGUAAAAGUAUUAGACUUUGGCACCGCUCGUGGGUACCUCAAGAAGCGUUCAUGGAAAUUCACUGAGAACUACUUAGACUCUUCACUGCUACCUUGACAGACAAAUAAGUAGUUGUCAGUUCUCUGUGGAGGUCAUUCUUAAAUAGCUGGGUUGUCCCACAGGCCGCCCAUGAAGUCUUAGGACUAGGAUUCAUAGAUUCAACAUGUACAAUAUAUAAUUAUACACUAACGGUAUUUGUUCAAAUGCUCUCUUCUAGAUUUCUGUACCAUAUACCUAACCGGCUUCACCGAAAUCAUAAUGGCCGGUUUGCGCUGCAUGAUGGGUAGCACCUUUCUCCCCGAUAAAGGUGCCGCCACAGGUAUUGCAUCGAAUGCGGAACCCGGUCGUGUCCGUAAAAUAAUGCUUGGUUUGCAAUAUCUUGCACAGCUCUAGAGAUUUCUCAAGAACCAGUGGGUCUGCUGCGUCGAAUAUCUUUGUAUCGAACUCGGGGGGAGCAUAAGCAUGCGUAAAAGGAGGGUCAGAUGGCGACAAUGCGAUUGUAUCAUAGUGGAUUCCCGAGUACACAAGAACGCAUCGCGUGGGCGGUCCUUCAUUGAAUUUAUCCACACGAAGUGUCUGCACAUCAAUCGAGCAGAUUUCGAUAUCAAAAUGCUUGCUCAAAAUGCUGAUUUCAAUACCACCGCCCCAAGAGUUCUCGUUCUGGAUCCAGCGGCAAUAGUCGUCCGGCUUUUUAUCGAGAACGGCCUCUGAAUAUGUCUCCGGGUUUUCCUGUAUAGUUUGUGCAACCACAGAUCGCAAUUCAGUCAUGGUGUCCAUGCCUCCAAUGAGAGCGCUGCCGACUGCGCGGAAAAGACAAGAAUUAUCGUCGGGCAUGAUGCGCAAAACAAAAGUGCCGGAGUGCUCGGGCGACGGUAUCUCAGGAGGAUCGUCCGACACGCUUUUAUGGUCCUUGCGGGACAGAGACAGUAUACCCGGCGCUUGCUGAGACGUGGGAAUAUGCAUCUUUGUUAUCACAGUAGGUGCUUGGAUCUGGAGACUGUCAUCAGGGCCCUCUCUCUUGGUGAUAAUGAGCUGUUCACCAUUCAGAUUGAUCCCCAUUUCCCUGAUCAUCUGGCUUGGCUCAAAUCGGUCGAUCUCGAGAGGCUUGGGGUUUGGAUACCCAUAUUUCACGUCAUAGUUCAAAAGUCCAGUCUUUUCUGCAAUCUGAAUUCGAAGCUCGUUGACAGUGGCCGAGUCAUCGAGUGCGACGGUGGACUGACCAGCAGGCCCGCGGACUCGGAAUCUCAUCCUACACCAGGUGGAUAAGCAAUACGCGAUUGUUAUAAGUUAAGACGAGGCAAAUGAUUCCAGAAGAGAUCGCAAAUUUAGAGCAUUGAGGCAGGAUCAACAAGACCAGUCCCGCGAUUGCUAUCUCUCAACCCACAGCUAUUGAUGUAGAUGACGUGGGGCAGCAAGGUGGGAUGGCAACUCGAUCUCCCUCAGAAAUCUGCAGCAGUUUAUAUAUAGAAAUUAACAGUAAAGAGCCGUCGCACUAGAAACGAUCAAGGACAGGACAGACAUCACUUAAGAGUUCAUCAGUUUUGUCUAAUAGCAAAUAAGAAGUUAUUUAAA
Monascus purpureus is the source of this 3372-nucleotide messenger RNA. The record is from the annotation of a GenBank genome assembly. Lineage: Eukaryota; Fungi; Ascomycota; Eurotiomycetes; Eurotiales; Aspergillaceae.